CUCGUGCUAGAGUGAACGUGUUUUGUGGAGACGGCGCAGUUCCGACUCAGGUUCUGUUGUGUCAGGCUGUUUAUGUUAAUCGACCACUAUAAACUGGGAUUCCCAAUUUCAGCAGAUUGUUGAAAAGUUAGCAAUCAUAUUCAAUCAUAGUGAGGUGAAAGUGGGCUAAUCGUUGAAAUUGUUGGACAGGUAGACCAACAUGACGAAGGAAAUCGUCCUCACGGACAAGGAUAUCUACCCCAGUCAUCAGAUUCCCGGAGACAAUGAACUCGACUACCGAGAGCAGUUUCCCGAUCUGCGCCCGUUACUGCAACGUCACUUCCGUGGCUUUUGGACACGUGAAAAUGCCAUCCGACGACUGCCCUUUCUUCAAUGGGGUCCUCAGUAUAGUGGCAAAAAGUUGGCCUCGGAUGCAAUCGCCGGAAUCACGGUUGGACUAACAUCCAUUCCGCAGAGUAUCGCGUAUGCCGUGGUCGCGAAUCUGGAACCACAGUAUGGUCUGUAUUCGAAUUUUAUGGGAUCGUUUGGAUAUGCUAUCUUCGGUAGUGUGAAAGAUAUCACCAUCGCUCCUACUGCGAUCAUGGCGUUGAUGGUUCAACAGAAGGUUCUGGAGCUGGGACCAGCCGGAGCUAUAUUGUCAUCCUUUCUUUCCGGUUGCAUUAUUUUACUACUGGGUUUACUCAACUUUGGCUUCGUUGUCCAGUUCAUAUCAAUGCCGGUGAUUACAGGGUUCAUAACCGCAGCCGCUGUAACGAUAAUCAGCAGUCAGAUGAAGUCACUACUAGGUAUCUCAAGCCCAGGAAAAUCGAGCGAAUUCGUUGAUUCGUGGAGUAAUAUUUUCGAGAACGUUGGACAGACGAGACUUUGGGAUUCGUUGCUCGGAUUUAGUUCGUUAGCAAUUCUAAUAUGUCUUACGCUCAUCAAAGGUCGUGGUUCGGGUCGAUGGCGAACUUUUACCAAGUACCUCUGUCUACUGCGUAAUGCACUGAUUGUGAUAAGCGGUGGAACUCUCGCCUACGUUAUGGCUAGUCGGGACCAGUAUCCAUUUCGAUUGACAGGGAAAGUGGCGUCCGGGUUUCCACCACUGGAACCACCACCAUUUUCAACAUUCUUCAAUGGCGAGUACUAUGAUUUUCCACAGAUGGUAAGUCUGUUGGGUUCAUCGGUGAUCGCGAUUCCGUUGAUUUCGAUUUUGGAGUUGGUUUCGAUUGGUAAAGCGUUUUCCAAGGGUAUGCCGAUAGAUGCUACCCAGGAAAUGAUCGCUCUUGGACUAUGCAACAUUGCCGGUUCAUUCACAUCUUCGAUCCCGACCACGGCGUCAUUUGCUCGAACCGCCAUCAACAGCAGCAGCGGUGUCAAAACUCCAUUCGGGGGCGUGUUCACCGGACUAUUGGUCCUGUCAGCUCUGGGACUGUUGACACAAUACUUUUACUUCAUUCCGAAGGCGACAUUGGCGGCAGUCAUCAUAGCUGCUAUGGUGUUCAUGAUCGAGUAUCGUGCGGUGGCGGAGAUGUGGCGCAUCAAGCGGAUCGACAUCGUGCCGUUCCUGGUCACGGUGGUGGCAUGUCUUUUCACUGGACUAGAGUACGGCAUUUUAGUUGGGAUUGCGGUGAAUCUUUGCUUUUUAUUGUAUCUCAUAUCUAGACCGAGGAUCGAACAUCGGGUUCAGCAGUUCGGAACGACAACAGCUCUUUUGCUGCGUCCAACGAAUGAUCUAGCCUUCUCGUCGGCGGAGUACCUUCGGGAAAAGAUCAUCCGAAUGGCAGCCAAGUGCAGUGCGGACCUGGUGGUGAUCAACGGUGAACUGAUCAAAUACAUUGACUCUACGGUGGUGAAGAAUCUAUCCAGCACGAUAAAAGAUCUGAAGAUCCAAGGAAGGGAUGUGCUACUAUGGCGAUGGAAUCGAGAAGUACAGUAUUCGUUGUACAGGUAUCGUAAGGAUCAAUUUAUGCCACUCUUUCGAGCCGACGAAAGUGACAAGGAAAUGAUAAGGCGUUGGAAAUCCGGAACCACGGAUGAUGGGUUUGUGUGAAGUUGUAGGAUUUUAGGUAGAUUAUAUAAACAAAACUGUAGUUGCAGCAGAGAAGACGAAUAACGAUAAUAAAAAGUUAAGAUGAUUUUUAAGAUGAAA
Molecule: messenger RNA, 2131 nt
Organism: Malaya genurostris
Lineage: Eukaryota; Metazoa; Arthropoda; Insecta; Diptera; Culicidae
Product: sodium-independent sulfate anion transporter-like
Exons: 4
Coding region: 200-2032 (610 amino acids)
Biological process (GO): transmembrane transport
Cellular component (GO): membrane
Molecular function (GO): sulfate transmembrane transporter activity
Source: RefSeq, a predicted model, not a curated record